UCACAUUGUAGUUUCUUGAAACUUACUCGUUGUCAGCACGAAGUUUAAAAAUCCAAUAAAAAGUUAGGAUACCUGAUUCACCGCUUCUUAUCUCCCUGAACCAUAUGUAUCUCAUUCUUGUUUCGUGCUCGUGUCGGUUAACAUCGAAGGAAAAUAAAAUAAUUUCAAGUGAAUAUUGGAUUGUGGAUUGAAAGUGAAGUCAAAAUGCCAAAAAGAGCUCAUUCAUCUCAUCGAAAAAAGGACGCCCAAAUGAGGAAACUGAAGAAGAAAUUGAAACAAAUGGAAGAACAAAUCAGGAAAAUUCAAUCGAGUGAAUCGAGCGAAUCGGACCACACAUAAUCCAAAGAGGAAUCUUCAGAUUCAGAAUCAUCAGACAACGAGUCAUAUAAACAGAAGGACGAUAUGGAAAUUGAGGCACCAACACCAACACAAGAUUUUAGUGUCCUAGGUUCAAAACCCAAUGAUGAGGAUGAAAUGGGAAAAUCUCUCCAUGAAGAAAUAAUAGUGCGCUGGAAUACGUAUCUUCAAAAAGGAUUCGACAAAACCCAACGUGAAGAAUUAAUGGCAAAAUAUAAACUUCCCGUGAACUGUAAAAUGUUGAUCCCCCCUCUGGUCAAUAAGGAGAUUCUGCCAUGUCUACCUAAGUCAGCUAAUGAAAAUGAUCAUUUUCUGAUAGCCUUACAAAAACAAUUAGCUCAUGGACUGACGGCUGUAGGUACAGUCAUAGAAACCAUGAUUUCUGUUGAGGAGCAAGCUGAAAAUAUAAAAACUCUAGCUGAUGCCUGUCAGUUAUUCUGCAACAUCCAUUACGCCAUUUCAGCUCACCGAAAAUACAAAAUUAUUCCCUAUUUGAACCAGGACUGCCGAAAGGUGGCCAAAACCAUGAACAUAGAAGAAUUUCUAUUCACAAAAAAUUUCGCAGAGGCCGUAAAAAAUGAACAAGCUAUGAGAAAAGCAAGUUCCGAAUUCAAGAAAACUACUUGGCAACCGAUUCAUCUACCAGGCUCUUCUGGAACUCAUCAUUCAAGACAUUUAAACUACCAGCGUCCCAAAUACAAAGGCAGAAUGAAAAACCAAAGGAGGGAGGAGAAGAAACCGCUUACUCGAUACAGGACAUUCACGAAGGAGAGGAAACACAACAGACAACAAUAG
Messenger RNA from Coccinella septempunctata (seven-spotted ladybird), 1152 nucleotides. RefSeq lists its product as uncharacterized. The transcript has 2 exons. Lineage: Eukaryota; Metazoa; Arthropoda; Insecta; Coleoptera; Coccinellidae. The coding region runs from base 403 to 1152 and encodes 249 amino acids. The record is from RefSeq and is a predicted model, not a curated record.